Prorocentrum cordatum is the source of this 357-nucleotide messenger RNA. The record is from the annotation of a GenBank genome assembly. Lineage: Eukaryota; Dinophyceae; Prorocentrales; Prorocentraceae.
GGGGUCGGCGCCUUCCCCUGAUGGCAUCGAGCAGAAGUGGGAUUUCGAUUACGACCAUGAGCUGAAGAAAGCCUUCCGCGUCGAGCGCAUCCGGAACAAUCAGUAUAAGGAUUGCUGCCAGAUCAUGUACCCGCCGAAGAACGCGCUCCCCACGGACGCGAUGAUUGCCAAGUGGUCCGACGGGCUCACGCGCAGUGUGCCGCAGGCCAUCGUCAUGCAGUUCCAGGGUGCGCCCAUCGAGCAACGCGUCGACGCGGUCGGCAAGAAGACGAAAGGCAAGGGCAAGGGCAAGAAGAGUGCGCAGACAGAGGGGAUCGAGCUGGUGAAUAUCAAGACCGAGGAGACGCACUUCUCCAC